This is a messenger RNA of Capsicum annuum, 3726 nucleotides long. RefSeq lists its product as uncharacterized. Gene Ontology annotation, molecular function: ubiquitin protein ligase activity. Bases 1853 to 3490 code for a protein of 545 amino acids. The record is from RefSeq and is a predicted model, not a curated record. Lineage: Eukaryota; Viridiplantae; Streptophyta; Magnoliopsida; Solanales; Solanaceae. The transcript has 5 exons.
UCGUUAUUUCUUUUUAUGUAAAUUAAUUUUUUUGAUUGAUCAUGUUGAUGAUUAUAAAUUUUUGUCAACUGUGUUAGUACAAUUUUUUAUUCGAGUUUCUUGACAUUGGUUAAAUAAGAGGAUUUUAAUUUUCCUUCUUUUUUGUCAACUGAUUAUUAAGUCAACUGUUGAAUUCACUUUUCUUGUAAUUUUCUUGUUAUGGGUUUCAUUUGAUUCGUAAUUUUAUAAGUUUUUGAUCUAACUUUUCUUGUUAUUUCUUGAUACGUAUGUUGAAACUUUAAAUAAUCUAAGUCAACUGUAAUUCAAUCUUUUGGUGAUAACUGUGAUACAAAUAUUGGAGUUUUUUUAAAAAAAAUUGUAGAGGAGCAAAAAGGAGUAUCUCAAUCAUCUUUGACUGAUGUUAUGGCCAUUGUCACUGUUUUUCCUGAUAUGGGUUUUAAUCCUUCUUGUUUUUUUUGAUGUCCUUUGAGUUUUCUUGAUUAACUCAUGGUAUUUUUUCGUUCUUUUUUCAUUUUCUUUAGUUUUUGGGUUUAGAUAGGUGGUUGUGGAGGACAUGCAUUAUGGUUCAAGGCUAGUAGGUAGCAAUGUGUUAACUUGUUAUCACUGAUCUGUCUUUACUAAUAAUUGUCUAUUGUUCCGGUAGUUUCUUGUCCUUCGAUUAUGUUAAGUAUUAUUUGUUGUUGCUUGUAAUUCGAGUAUGGUAUCAUUCUGUUGUUGUUACUAUUUGCUAUGCGCUGUAAGUCUGUUACUUUUUUCCGGAUUGCUUUGGACGAUUUUCUUGAGUCGAGGAUCUAUUGGGAACAGACUCUCUACCUAUGAGGUAGCGGUAAGAUCCGCCUACACUCUACCCUCCUCAAACCCCACCUUUUGGGAUUAUACUGGGCACGUUGUUGGUGUUGUUGUUGUAUUUUCUUUAGUUUUUGAACACUUGAUUGUUUUGUGUUAUGACUUGUUGGAUAGAUACUCGGGAACUGUGUUGAUAGGAGGUAGCAGGAGAUAUGUGUGGAAUUAGCCGAGGUGUGCGUAAGCUGGCUUAGAUACCAUGGUUACCAAAAAAAAAAAUUUCUGUUAUGAUCAGUUUCUUCUGGGGAUUCUAUGUUUUUGAUCCACAGCUGGGCCAGCUGUAUUCAAGAGUUACUGCGUUGUUUAUGCUGUUAUCUAUGUUUUUCUUCUUUUCUUUUAAAAACAUAGGUUCAAUUGUUCAUCUUCUAAAAAUCUAUGACAUUCUAAAGGAUGAAUAGUUUUGUGCUGGGGUUUAUAUGCAACAGAUAUAGUUACAAAUUGCUAAUUUGUUGAUGGUUUUCUUACUAUCUAUCACAAAAUCAGUACUAUAGUUCUUGCAACAGGAAGUCAAUGAACUUCCAUAGAUAUCUUGUGUCAGUUUUAAUGGCUUAUAUGAUGAGGUACAAGUAGUUUUAGCUGACAAACUUUUUUAAAAAAGUAGUGUUAGCUGAUAAUGAACUGUUGGAAACCUACAAGUCAAUUAUUCUUGAAAAUUCUGGAAGUUGAUCUUCUAGAAAUGAUGUAAAAUGAAUAUGAGUUUCUCCAUGGAACAGAUGUUUUAGACUUAGUUGUUUUUGAAAUUUUUGAGACUGUUAUAGUAUGUUUCUACUUCUUCAGAGGUAGUGGUAUGGACUGCGUACAUCACACCCUCCUUAGACCCCACUAUGUGGGAAUACAGUGGGUUUGUUGUUGUUGUUGUUGUUAUAGUAUGUUUCGAAAAGCAACUUUUAAGUUCUGACUUGGCCGGCUAAAGGAAAUAAGCCAUUAUCAUUUAACUUCUUAAUCAUAUGUCAUAGUUGAUGCUAAAUAUUGUAUAUGGUUUGACAGAAUUUGGUGGUUAGUGUAAAUAAUGGAUGUACAUUCUGGAAAAACAGCUAUAAAUGGGCUUGUUGUGCCCAAAAGAGGUUUAAGGGAUACUGCUGAUAGUAGAGAUGAAAAUGUUCAUCCGUGCUCACGGCUUGGAUGCAGUGGUCGGCUCAACCAUUUGAAGAGCAGCUAUGUUGGAACUACAGAGAAAUCCAGAUCAUUUAGGCCUGCUUUCAAUGCUUCAAAUGGCAAGGAUGUGGUUGGGAGUUCAUCUAGGACAUCUUCACUGCCUAGUGUAGGAAAGGCACGCGAGACAUCUAACAUGAAAUCUUUCUCUCAAGUUGGAAAUGAUCAAUUAGGAAUUAGUUCUUUGGAUGGUGUGCCAAAAGUUACAGAACAAAUUCAGUCUUCGCCAGAAUAUCAACUCAAAAUUAAUUCAGCAGUGAGAGGUACUGGAUCAAGCAAAGCUAGAUCGACAGAAGCUGGCUACUCUAGUGGAGCAUCCAGCAGUAGACCUCGUAAAAUAGUUUGUCACAAGUCAGGUUCGUACAAUCAAAAUACACUAAUGCAUGCCUCUGCUUCUUCACAAUCUAAAGGCAUUGGUUCUGAAAAGCAGCCCUGUAGCAGUGGGGCUGGAUAUGGGUUGAGAAAUCUAAAUUGUAAAUCCAUAUCAGAUGUCCUCCCACAUAAUUGUUCAAAGUCAGAAUCAAGAUUUAGUAGAACGGACAUGGUAAAAAGGAGAAACACCGAAGGUGAAAGCAGUUCAUCUGUUAAAGGGAAGAAAAUUGCCAAGGCAUCACUAAGAGAAAAGCAUGUCAGUCGUCCAACUCGUGGAGUCUCCAUCUCUGAGUCAAGAAGUGGCAGAAAUUUGGAUUUUAGUGUGAAUAAUCAUGCUGCAUCAGUUCAGACCCACAGGCCAAUGAAUGUGAAUUCUAGGUUUAGGGGUCCUGUACAGGUUUCAUUGCAAACUGAAUCCUCCAGCUUAGUCCAAAGUUUACAUUGGCCUGAAACACCAGAUCUCAAUCUGCAGUCGUCAAGUCAAUUGUUCACCGAUGGCUCUUCAAGUCAUUCAAGUGAUUACAGUUUUCCUGGAAAUGAUAUUGAUGAUUUACCCAGCGUAGUUCCCUUCACUUCUGCUGAACUAGGCAUUAACCGAUUAAUGAACCAGCAAGCCUUACAACGAUAUAACAUGGAUGGAGUUGCUCAGGUAUUAUUGGCACUUGAGAGAAUCGAACAAGAUGACGAGUUAACAUAUGAGCAGCUGCUUGCAUUGGAGACAAACUUGUUGCUUAGCGGCCUUAACUUCUAUGACCAGCAUAGGGACUUGAGACUGGAUAUAGAUAGCAUGUCCUAUGAGGAAUUACUAGCUCUUGAGGAGAGGAUGGGCACUGUUAGCACAGCUCUGUCAGAGGAGGCAGUAUCAAAGAGCCUUCAAAGAAGCAUUUAUCAAAGCAUGCCCUCGGAACUAGGGGCAUUUGGAGGUGAUGGGGAUGAAGAUGAAGAUGAGAUCAAAUGCAGUAUUUGUCAGGAGGAGUAUGUGGUUGGAGAUGAAAUCGGAAAGUUGGAAUGCGAGCAUGGUUAUCAUGUGGAAUGCGUACAACAAUGGUUAAAGCUCAAGAAUUGGUGCCCAAUCUGCAAGGCAUCAGCAGCUUCAUCAAAGCUAACAACAGCACCAUCAUAGUCCAGAACAAUUUAAACACCAACUGUCGGAAAAAAUAAAAACAAAUUUAGACACCAAAUCCAGAUGUGGGUAAGCUGAAUGGUUUGUUCACUGUACAAGUUCAUUCUGGAUGGGUGGUUCUAGCAUUUUAGUUUUCUCCUUUUGCUUGAUUCUUGUACAUUUUGUGGUUCACUUUUCAUUUUUUUCUUGACUAGUUAAUAUUUGACAUUUUAAGAAAUAAGCUCAGGUUUUUCUAA